Molecule: messenger RNA, 1654 nt
Organism: Ixodes scapularis (black-legged tick)
Lineage: Eukaryota; Metazoa; Arthropoda; Arachnida; Ixodida; Ixodidae
Exons: 12
Coding region: 101-1333 (410 amino acids)
Source: RefSeq, a predicted model, not a curated record
AUGUCUUACUUUGCAUUGAACUGGGGUUUUGUAUGAGUAUGUUUUUAUUUUCCAUCCGGAUUUGGUAGAGUUUUAUUUUCCUCUUAGCACUGCUUUUCAAAUGCUGUUUAUUCACAUCAUUUCUGCAGAGAGCCGUCCCAUCUCUAACAAAGGUCAGGCACUUCGGAGGAUUUCGAGAUCAUGCGAGCAGUCUAGCCAGGGUGUGCACGGCAGCCGUCCUGUCUCACGGGAGCGCGAGUCCUCGCAUGGAAGGCAGCUCAAAUCCCCGGAGUGGUCCAGCCGAUGGGCCCAUGGCAGCCGUUCAGUUUCUCGUGAGUUUGAGGAACUUCCGUGGAGGCGUUCACUCUCCCCUAGGCACUCUACCCAGCAGGCACAUGGGAGCUGCCCUUCCCAUCACGAGGUAGAAUCCUCACUCGGGAGGUGCUCAGCAAUGUCUCCUGAGGCUCUCAGUCAGCAUGUGCAUGGCAGCCCUCCUGUCUCACGGGAGCGCAAGUCCUCGUAUGGAAGGCAGUCCAAAUCACCGGAGCGGUCCAGGAGUGGGGUCCAUGGCAGCCGUUCAGUUUCUCGUGAGUUUGAGGAACUUCCGUGGAGGCGUUCACUCUCCCCUAGGCACUCUACCCAGCAGGCACAUGGGAGCCGCCCUUCCCAUCACGAGGUAGAAUCCUCACUCGGGAGGUGCUCAGCAAUGUCUCCCGAGGCCCUCAAUCAGCAUGUGCAUGGCCCUGUUCCCAGCGCAGGGCGGCCGCGUGAUAUUACUGCUCAUAUGCCACCAGGGGCAAUUUCGGGCCCACAAUGGACAGAUUUCAUGACGCAGGUGCUGAGGAUGUUGCAUACACUCAAGCAGAGACAACAACAGCAAUCAGAACAACUGGCACUCCUUGCCAACAUGCUCGACAGUGUGCUGCCUGCACCGACCGAACCUCUUGUUGUUGCUCCUUUGAAGGAUUUGGAGGAAUUCUUGGCUUACGAAAAAGUCCUGGCUGCAAGUGAUGAAAAGAAGCUGCAACUGAAAAGGUACAUCAAAAUAAUUGGCGGGGACGAUGCAAAGGAAAAAACUUCCCGAAUACUUAAGAAGCUUCUGACUUACGACAUAGGAGUGGCCUUCACUUGGUAUGGUACAAAAGACAAGAGGAGAUUCUGUGACCUGCAGUUCUGUCAGCUGAUGUGUGGUGGCUUAACAGAACAACAAAACAAGAAAGAAGCAGAAGUCACUCUUAAAGAUAUUGAGAAAACAACAAUGACAUGGCUGCGCCAUGCCAAAGAGCGCCUGGACAACUGCCAGAAAAGGGGAGCUGCACAGAUGGCACACCCAGAGGAAGAUGAGGAUGACUGAAAUCUGGAAUUGUUUUCUUUCCAAGUGAAGAUGUGCUGUUAUUUUAAUGAACAGUUCCUUAAGCCUCGUUCAGGUUCCAACUAGUCAAUAAUUUAUUUGUUUUGUAAAACAGACUACUUUAUUUUUAUGAACAGUUGCAGUCUGGAAUUUUUUUUUAGUUCUCUAAAGAGGUGGUUUUAUUUUUAUGAACAGUUGCUUCAACCUUUUUCUAUAAGCUUUGUUAAGUCACUAACGAGUCAUUUAUAUCUUUGUUAUCAGACUAUUUUAUUUUUAUCAACAGUUGCUUAAGGCUUCUUGGAUAAACCAUCAUGAAACCACUUA